CUCUAGCUCUGCCUCUGUCCUCGUCUCCUGCCCUCACAAUCCCUUCAAAGGGCCCUUAGCUUUUCCACCACCAAGGCUUUCUAGUCCUUUAAAUCCUAGAGGCAAACUUUGAGGGACUAAGGAAGGCUGGGAGGGGCCUAUGGCUUAACCCUCUCAACCCCAGACAAGAGACCAAAUUGGCUGUCUGGGCGUUGACUCGGUGCUUGGUUGGGAGACUGCCAUGGCCCCCGAGAGGGGCUGAAGCUUAUUCUCAGUGGAGGUGAAAUCCCGCCUGGAGAAAGAAGGAAAAGGCGCCAGAGAGGUAGUCUCCGAGGCCAGGGGGACCCCAGCUUAAGCCGGAUCUCAAUUCAGUCUGGACCACGAGAUGCCGGUAUUGAAGCAGCUGGGCCCUGCACAGCCCAAGAAGCGACUGGAGCGCGGAGCACUCUCUAUCUCAGCACCCCUCGGAGACUUCAGGCACACAUUGCACGUGGGACGCGGUGGUGACGCCUUCGGGGACACCUCAUUCCUGAGUCGCCACGGAGGCGGUCCUCCUCCCGAGCCCCGAGCCCCACCCGUUGUGGCCCCACAUUCUGUCCCUCCACCUGCAGUCCCACAGCCCCCUGUGCCUAGUCUCCGAGUGCCUUCACCUGCGGACCCACUGCUGUCCUUCCACCUGGACCUGGGCCCCUCUAUCCUGGAUGCGGUGUUAGGCGUCAUGGACGCGGAGCGCGGCGAGACAUCGGCCACCAAGCCCAAUGGGGAUGCCCACCCUGGAAUGCAGCACUCCGAGGUCCACUGCUGUUCCAGUGCUGACCUCCAGCUGAACGACGUCAUCGGUCUGUAGUGUCGUGAUUCCUUCAACCCCUCCCUCCCAGCAUUCCACUUUUGUACACAUAAAUGGCCAAGGUUUGUGCCA
This is a messenger RNA of Arvicanthis niloticus (Nile rat), 898 nucleotides long. NCBI's taxonomy places the organism in Eukaryota, Metazoa, Chordata, Mammalia, Rodentia, Muridae. The record is from RefSeq and is a predicted model, not a curated record.